AUGUACGAAUUUGCUGAUAGCGUAAGCUUUGACGUUGUAAAUGAUCCUAAUCGUUAUGGUGGCAUGGUGGCUUACAGUAGAAGCAAAAUGGCACAGGUGAUGUACACCCGCUACCUUGCAAGGCUUUUGGAAGAAAAGCGUUUGCCGGUAACUGUUACUGUUUGCCAUCCAGGCAGCGUUGACACCAACAUCCUUAAAGAGUCUGGAUUUCAGUGGGUCAGGGUGGUUUUCAGGCCUCUGAUGUGGUUUUUGCUGAAAACGAAAGAUGAUGGAGCGCAAAUGCCUCUGUUUCUGGCACUCAGCGAGAAGCUGCAGAAAAGUAACGGGCAGUAUUACAGGUAA
Messenger RNA from Cooperia oncophora, 342 nucleotides. Lineage: Eukaryota; Metazoa; Nematoda; Chromadorea; Rhabditida; Trichostrongylidae. The record is from the annotation of a GenBank genome assembly.